AUGAUGAAAAACUUUGAAGUAAAUUCUCCUAAGAAAUUGAUAAGAACAAUAGAAGAGGAAACAAAUGAAGAAGACAAAGAAGAAUAUUUAAUUACGAAUUUAACUGAAAAUAAUAAAAAUAUGCCAAGUGUUUUUAUAAGAAUCCCAAGAAAUUUAAAUAAAUUUUUAAGUAAUGAAGAAACUACUAUAAAAUAUAAUGAAAAUAUUAAAUCAUCAAAUAAUAAAAUGAAUAAAGAACAAAAAUUAACAUCCUUUAAAAUGGAUAAUAAAUAUGAUAUAAAUUCUGAAGAAAAAAUAAGUGCCAUGGAUAAUAUAGUUUUAGAUAGCACAUAUCAAUCAGAUUCAACACAUGAAAGUAUAUCUUUCUUUAACAAAAUGAAUGAACAAAAUUAUACACCUGACAAUAUUAAUAAUGAGAAUGAAAAUAAUAAUUCUGAUAGUAAUGAUGAUAGUAAUGAUGAUAGCGAUGAUGAUAGUGAUAACUAUAGCGAUGAUCAUGGUGAUUAUUAUUCUGAUGAUGAUAAUCCUAUGGAUGAAUCAUUAUUAAAAUCUUUUAAAAAUAAAUUUGUAGAUAUAUACGAAUCCAAUGUGUCCAACAAUGAAUAUAUUACAUUUAUUAAAAAUCAUACUAAAAAUGAACUAGAACAUUUUUUACAAAGAAGAAAACUUCAUCAUACAAAUGAAAUGAAAGUUAACGAUAUUAUUAAUAUAGAUUAUGAUAAGUUAAAUGAAAAAAAUAUUAUUCCCUAUUUCUUAACUAAUGUUUUCGAUAUGGAACAGAAAAAAAAAAGAGAAAAAAUGAAAUUAGAAUUAGAAAAAAAAAGAAAAAUCUUGGAAGAAAAACGUAAAACAAAAAACAAAUUCGAAGAUAAGGGUAAAGCUAAAAAUGACACAACUAUUAAUGAAAAAAAAAAAAAAAGAAAUGAAAAUGAUAAGGUAGAUACAAAAAAAAGUGUGAAGAAUUCCACAAAGGUUGGUAAUACACAAAAAGGUGUAAAAGAAGGGAAAAUGAAAACAGAAGAUGAUAAUGAUAAUGAUAAUUCAUACGAUGAAUAUGAUGAUGAUAAUUCAUAUGAUGAAUAUGAUGAUGAUAAUUCAUAUGAGAGUAAAAAUAUAAAAAAAAAAAAGAAUAAAACAAAUAGUAGUAUAAAUAAAAAAAUAAAAGAUGAUGACGAAGAAUCCUAUUCUGAUUCCUAUAAUGAUGAAUUCGAUAAAGAAGAUAUAGAUAUAAACAUUUACAAUGAUCCAACAUUAUAUGGUAUAGAAGGUAGUAGUGAUUAUUCAGAAGAUAUGAAAAGUGAUGCAGAUAAUAAUACACAAGAAGACGAUACAGGAAAAGAACAAUUAACAAAUAAUAAUUCUAAAACAUCUAAAAAAAAAAAAGGAAAAAAAAAUAUAGAUGAAAAAAAUUCAGAUGAAGAAGAAAAAUUAGAAGAUAUUGUAGAUGCAUCUACUCAAAGAUUAAUAUCUUAUGAUUAUUAUUCUAGUUUAAAUAUUAAAGAAAUUGUAAAACCAAAUAAUAAAAUAAAAUCAUUAUCUUCUUAUAUACCUAUUGAAGAAAAUUUGGAUAAUCUAGAUCAUAUACAAAAAUUACAAUAUUUAAUUAAAAAUUUACCAUAUACUCAUAUAAAAGAAAAACGAUCUUUAUAUCAUUAUAAUAUUAAACAAUUUAUUAAAUGGAAAGUUUAUUUAUUAAAUAAUAUUAAUAUCUGCUUAUAUGGUAUCGGAUCCAAAUUUCAUUUAUUAAAUCUUUUUACAAAUAUAUGUUUAAAUGAUGGAAAUAAAUGUAUAAUCUUAGGAUUUGAAGAUGAAAUAAAUUUUGAAGAAAUAUUAGUACGUAUAUUAGAAUAUCAUUAUAAAUAUAAAUCAUCCAAAACAUUAAAAUCUUUUGAUUUAUUAUAUGAACUUAUACAAAGAGUUAAUGAUUCUAAUGUACCAUUAUAUUUUAUUAUACAUAAUCUAGAUAAUACUAAACUUUAUCCAUAUUAUGAAUAUUUCUCUUUCCUAAGUCAAUAUGAAAAUAUUUAUUUUGUAUGCUCAAUUGAUGAUGUAUCUUUUGAAUUGAAUAUGAAUUUUAAAAAUAUCAGUUCUAUCAAUUUUUUUUAUAUCAAAUGUCACACAUGGUUAGAUUAUAGACAUGAAAUACUUAGACAAUGGAAUAAAUUCUUGCCUGAAUGGGUAUUCAAUAAAAAAUGUGAAGAAAUCGAUAUCAAGAAAAAUAUAGAAACUAUAUUAAAUGCCUUAAGUAUAAAUCAUAAAAGAUUAUUUAAAAUUAUUGCAUCUAUACAAUUGGAAAAUUUAGAUAAAGGAAUUUACGGAGUUGAAAAAGAAUCCUUAUUACAAGAUAAGAGAAUUUUUACAGUAGGUGCAUCAAGUAUAAGAAUUAAUUCCUUAUUAGUCGAAUUUGUAUCGCACAAUGUUAUAACUGAAACGAGAUUAAAGGAGGGAAAUACAUUUCUCAAAAUAAAUGCAGAUAAGGAAGAACUCAAAAGGAUAUCUGAGGAACUAUAA
Molecule: messenger RNA, 2511 nt
Organism: Plasmodium adleri (nom. inval.)
Lineage: Eukaryota; Apicomplexa; Aconoidasida; Haemosporida; Plasmodiidae
Product: origin recognition complex subunit 2, putative
Exons: 1
Coding region: 1-2511 (836 amino acids)
Biological process (GO): DNA replication
Cellular component (GO): nucleus; nuclear origin of replication recognition complex
Molecular function (GO): DNA replication origin binding
Source: RefSeq, a predicted model, not a curated record